Diabrotica balteata is the source of this 3046-nucleotide messenger RNA. NCBI's taxonomy places the organism in Eukaryota, Metazoa, Arthropoda, Insecta, Coleoptera, Chrysomelidae. The record is from the annotation of a GenBank genome assembly.
AGACAGGAUUUAUUUAUUUACAGCAUCAGCUGUUUAUUUGAAUCGUUUGUAGUGUUAACUCAAUACAGAAUGCCAUUUAUUUCGAAAGAUUGGCGAUCUCCAGGAGAGGCCUGGGUCAAAACGGAAGAAGGUUGGGAAAAGAAAAAGGUGUUAGAAAACUGCAAGGCGUUGCAAAAGGUGUCCAGAAAUGAUAGCUCGGAAGAAGAAAGUGAUUCAGACACUGCCAUCCAACCUCAUUGUCAUAUUACAAUAAAAUGCACUAAAGAAAUUGCGGGUUUUAACGAAUUAGACGAAGCAGUGAAACGAUUAGAUUUUAGAAGCGCCGUUAGGGAUGUCCGUAGAUUUAAUUAUAUCUGUGCUCUAUUGGAAUUACUAAUUGGCCAGCAGAUGACAGCUCUCUCUGGGUGUUCUCAAAAAGUCCUACUUGCUAUGUUGGAGGAGGUUGCUAGUCACGCCACUAGCAGCCAGCAUAAUCCUAGAGGUUUUAGACAAUUGCUCACCAAUCUAAGAGCUUUGAGGACUGCCGAACGGGAUGCCUGUUGGGGAGGAACCUUGGGAUCCCAAUUGCUGUGGCACCAGCACGCUACCAAAAUAGAAAGGAUAUUAAAUAUGGCAGCCGAAAUGCAAAUCCGAGAGCCUAAUCCAAAUAGCCAGCCUAAAUUAAUGCAACUACCAGAAGAGUGCAUUAGAGAAAUUAUUUUAAGGUUAUCUGACCAUAAGGAUUUAGUAGCCAGCGCUGAGUCGUGUGAACAGAUGGCAGCUAUUGUAAGCGAACAAAGAAUUUGGAGAGAGCUUACCAAAUUUCAUUUUGUCCCUCAGCAAAUAGAUCUGGUCUUAUCGAAAGACAAUAGCAAAAUUGACUGGAAAGAAGUCUACCAUUCGCUGAAAAAGACCUUCGGAAUCAACGAAGAGCGCCAAUACGCCGAAAUGCUCUCCUUGUGUAGAUACUGCCGCUGUCUAUUUUGGAGAUCUUUGGGUCAUCCCUGUAUCGCCGAUCAAUGUCCGGAAUUCCGAGCUCGUAUCCAGGAAGCGGGCGGCGUCAGUGCUCCUUCCCCUGUCCCCCCAUCGGCGUUUCUUAAAUUUUUUUCCCUGUAGAGUUGCCUUUCCCUUCCCCCUCUUACCGACCGAUUCGUUUGGACAUUCUCUGAAAUUCACGAACCGCUGCUAAUAAUUAUUAAUGUGCAUCGAUUAUUGCAUUUAACAAAAAUACUGUUUUGUUUUUAGGGGUUUAUACGUAUAUAUCUAAACUCGUGACAAAUAUAAAUCAAAUCUUCGAAAUGUGAAUUUAGGACAUUGAAUAUGUUGUUCAGAAUUUGGUGAUAUUCUGAGGUUCAGUAGCACUUUCAAUCUCUUUGAAUGGGAAAAUUAGUAGUAUACGAUCAUGUUCUGAAGAUUACACCCCGGAGAGAAUCGAAUGCUCGAACUCGCCAAAUCUGCCGUUGUACAAACCAAAAUCAGAGUAAACAACGGUUUAAAGAUCUUAUCUGUAUUGUACUCGUAUUACAAUGAUUUGAUUUGAAAUUUCGAGAAAUGACUUGAAAUCAUUGUUUUUUCAACCCCCAUAAACUCAUACGAUCAAAACGUAUUUUUGAAAUAUAAUUUUUUAUAUUAAAAUAGGACCUUUUAAUACUAAGUAUUAAUAAUCUUAGUUUUUAAGUUUUAAUAAUGAUUUGAAGCUGCUUUUAUAACUGUCAAUUGUCAUAUCAUUUGACCGCUUCCUACUUCUGCGAUAUUUUCCUAACAAACCAAAGAAAUUUACGCUCGACUGAUAAUUAUCAAUUUGUGGUGCUGACACUUUUUUACUAUAUAUUUUUUAGACCGUUAUAUCCUAUUUUUAAGAUGGAACAAUACGGUAUUUAUGCUUGCCAAAAUCUUCAUAACUAUAAAGAUGUUUUUCAUAUAAAAAUUUGGUAUAUUUGUUACCAAAAUACAUUUAUUGCAUAAAUUAGAGCUCUGACUUUAUAGCUAAUACUGUUCUCAAUCUAUUUUCUUGUAGCAUCUUAAUGCAAUUUAGCCAUAAAUUUUUGAUAUUGUUUACCAGCUCCUACGCAUGCAUUGUAGAGAAAUUGCAUUUAACUCAUAUUCAUGCCAUCCCGAAAUUAUUUUUAUGACUCUACGCAUUCGUGGUAUGGUUAUUAACAGUUUAUUAGUUAAUUUCUUAAUAAAAAUAUUGUUAUCAAUUGGUUAUUUUAGUUGACAAAUUAGCAGUGUUUCAUUAGCUACAGAAUAUCAUCAUUUAUUCUGUAUUUGACCUUAAAGUUUCAAUAAUUGAUAAAAAUCAGCUACUACGAUAAAUUAAUGGAACAUAUUGUCCAUUUUUUACAUAUUAGGUGGUACAAUUAUUUUGUAAUGACAACGCUUGAUUUUAACUGUAUUUUGUUGAGUUUUGAUAAUCUUUGAUGACCAAAUGGCGACCAAAAAUCUUCGUCCAAGGGUUUAUUGUUUUAAAUUUUCGUUCUUUUUGCGACUAAAAUCACUUGAGAUGAAUUUGUUCAAAAAUAACAUGUUUUGCACACAAUAAAUAAAUCAAACAAAGCAACCAAUUAAAUAAUUCCUUUAAUAGUAUUCACCAAUGCUACAAAGUUGACUAAGGCAUGGAAAGAGCAAGUCCUAAUAGUUCUAGCUAGCGAAUAUCGGACAAAAGACUACUCAGAAUGGGUGGAAACGCCUACAAAUCCAUCUACAUUGGAGGAAUACCUACAGAAUAGACGAAGAGUUGGUGGUACAAAUAUUAAUUACAUUAUUAUUUUGAUCACCUUCAAUUGUAUAUAGAAUCGACUGAAAAGUUAUUUAAAAUGUUAUGUGAUUUUCACGUAAUAGCCCCGUAAACAAAUAUUUACUGUCCAAUCUUUAACAUUGACACCCAUAGCAAUCGCAAAUGAAAUCAAAUCGACGAGAAUAUGGAAAGAUGCAGUCACACCAAUUCCAGUACAUGAACAACUGAUAAAAAAGGGUAUAAGUGGUUGGAAUGACUAGCAAAUCCAUGCCAGUACAAGAAUUGCAUAUUUUUAUGAGAUAUUUACACCACGUUGCACGGUAGAUAUGG